Messenger RNA from Paramuricea clavata, 1699 nucleotides. NCBI's taxonomy places the organism in Eukaryota, Metazoa, Cnidaria, Anthozoa, Malacalcyonacea, Plexauridae. The record is from the annotation of a GenBank genome assembly.
AUGGCGGCUGCAAGAAGGUAAUUGUAUAAAUUGUGUUAUCAUUUUUUCUCUACUUGAUUAAAUAGAAAAUGAAAUGGGCAAGACUCAUGUACUUAUCUCUACUUAAUUAGGCAAGAGUAUAAAGAUAUAUUAGAUGUGAUGGCACUAGAGAGCGAGGGUAGUUCAGACAGCGAUUCGAGCGAUGAAGACCUUGACGUGCUAUUUCUCGAAGCAGCCUUUCCUGAACCACGUUCACUGGGGCCUCGCUUGAAUAUAGAGGAUGUUAGUGAGGUUGACUGCGAGCAGAUGUUUAGGUACAUGUAGAUCGGUCUAUUUUAUGCCCAUGCACAAAUUUGCAUUACUGACAAAUUAUUAUUAAGUUUCCAUAUACAAAACAAGUCAAACAAAGGAUAUAGAUCGAAGCAGCUUCAUAAAUAAAUUUAAACAUAUUUUAAACACCUAUUGUUUAAUACUGUAUUUAUUAAUAUUUUUAAUACUGUAUUUAUUAUUAUUAUUACUUUAUUUAUUAAUAUUGUUUGGGCGGCCUAUAGUUUUGCUGAAUCUCAGGUUGAAGUUGUCAUAUACAUCUGUAUUUGUCUGUGACAUUUCAGAUUCCAAAAAAAUGAUAUGUACCGCCUCAUGGAGGCCUUAGAAAUCCCUGACAGCUAUACCAGUGACCAAGGAGUAAUUUUCUCUGGCAUGGAGUGCCUAAUGAUCCUGCUUAGGCGUCUGUCCUACCCAAAUCGGCUGUGUGACCUUGUAUCUACUUUUGGAAUAAGUGAACCAGAGCUGAGCAUGGCCUUUAAAAUGGUAACCAUAUAAAACUUGAAAACAAUUUUUGAAAAUCUAAUAGUGAAGUGGCAUAUAUUAUCUCUUGGAGUUCCAUCAAAUUUUAUUUCUUGCUUUCAGAUCAUAGAUGACCUGUAUUCACGGUUUAACCCCCUCCUAACAUCACUGUAUUUGACAUGGUUGGAACCAGAUCUAUUUGCAGAUGCAAUACACAGAAAGGGGGCUCCGCUCAACCAGGUCUGGGGGUUUAUAGAUGGAACUGUACGUCCAAUUGCAAGGCCCAUCAGGAACCAACGGAUCAUGUAUAGUGGGCACAAGAGGACACACUGUAUAAAAUUCCAGGCAUGUUAUUGUUGAAACCUUGUUGUUGUAUUAAAAUUAAAUGAAGAAAAAGUGAAGUUUAAAACUAAUUUAUAUAAGGCAUGGGUGAUGAAAAAUUUCUAAUUAUACUUUUUGUUUGCUAUAGUCUGUGAUAGCACCAAAUGGAAUUAUUGCACACCUCUUCGGCCCUAUUGAAGGACGCCGACACGAUGCUUUCAUGUUGGGGGAAAGUAAUUUGAUACCACUACUUGAAGGAAUUGUGAAGCCGAAUGGAGACCCGUAUGUGCUCUAUGGCGAUCCUGCUUAUGGAAUCUCUAAACAUAUUAUUUCUCCCUUUAGGGGUGCCCAUUUAACUGAGCCAGAAAAAAAUUUUAAUGCUCAUAUGAGUAAUGUUCGUGUAUGUGUAGAAUGGGGGUUUGGUAAGAUUACUCAGUAUUUUGCUUACCUAGAUUUUAAAAGAAAUCUUAAGGUCCUGUUGCAACCCAUUGGAAAGUAUUAUAUGGUUGGUGCUCUUCUUAUUAACUGCCACACAUGUCUAUAUGAUUCUGUCACUGGUGUCUAUUUUGGUUUGGGGCCACCUUCAUUAGAAACAUGCUUAUCUAACAAUUAG